AUGUAACAGGGUAUUAGUCAAAACUUCACAACAACUCUUAAUUUUAAUAUUGAUGAUGAGAUAUUCAUAGUUUUACCACAUAAAGGGGAAAUUAAUUUUAAAGGAUUUGCACAAACAGAGGUAAUCAUAUUUUAGAAAUUAGGAAUUAUCAUAAAAUGACAAUAUCUAAUAACCAUUAAAAAGUAUUGCAAAUGAGCUUGUUUAAAAAACAAUUCCUAUUAGAUAAAGUUGGGUUCUUUUGAAAGAAGCUCAUCAGUUUAAUUUGCCACCCUCAUAUUUUAAGAAAAAAAUUGUAAUUUCAAGAGAUAAUGAUGAAGAUCAAAUUAAAAAAGUAGUUAAUUAAUAUGAUUUUAUUCCAUAUGUAUAAUUCGAUGAUGAAUAAUUAAAUUAAAUAUGGAAAGAAGCUACUUUUGAUGUUAUAUAGUAGAAUAACAGAAAUACAAAAAACCGAUGGAUUGUUUCAAAAUGGAUAGUAAAAGGAACUAAGAAUAUUAAAAACUCUUUUAAUAAAGAUAUGUUAAAAGCUUAAGAUUGUGUAACUGGAUUAGGAGAUUUUAUAUACAAUAAAAAAAAUUUUAAUAAAUUAUGGAACUUUUCAAUUGUACAUGGCAUUUAUCUAAUUAUUAAAGUAAAUAAUAAUAAGAAAUUAGAAAUCAUUAUUGAUACCAUCCCUUUUUAUUGGAUACAGGGAAGUGAUUGGAGAUACAUCUACUAAAGCAGCAUAAAUUUAAGUUGAAAAAGAAAGGUAAUUAUCUCUAAGAAAUAAGAAUUUGAAUUUUGCUAUAUAUUAGUAUUUCUAUCAUACUCAAGAAAGUUAAUCUGCUAUAAAAUUGAAAGUUGAUUAUAUAAAAAAUCAAUUGAAGAAUUUUGAAUAAGACUGUUGGAAAAUAGCAGCAUUAUUGAGCGAUAGACAUAUCAAUUAAAAUAAUUAAAAUAAUAAAGAAUUUAGAAAUCUUUAAGAAAAAUAUCAAAUAAUAUAUGAUUCAAAUAAAGACAUUGAAGAACUUAUAAGUGAAUAACUUAAUAAUGCUCAAAAUAGAUAUUUGUAAAAAAAUACGAUAGAUUUGCCUGAACCUGCUAUAAAAUAGAUUUAAGACAUUUUAGAAUGUUAUAAAUUAUAAAAAUAUUAUUAAGAACUAUUGAAAGUAUCAUUCUUUAUCAUUAUUAUAGAAUGAAUUGGCAAACUAUGAAAAUGAAGUGAUAUAAUAAUAUGAAAAAGACUUUUUCUUUCUAAAUAAAUAAAAUCAUAGAGAAGAAUAUAUUAAGGAAACUUUAAAGUUGAAAAAGAAGAAUUUAAAAAAACAGUAUUACAAUCAAAUGAUCUAAGAAUUAUCCCAAAAAAAUAUUGUUGAUAGAAAUAUAUAUAUAGAAUUUAUUGAGAAUAAAUAAAAAUAUAAGAAUAGAGUAAAAGAAAUUAAGAAAAUAGCUAAAGAACAAUUUUCAAGACCUAAUAUAGCUUUUUAUAUGUAAAUAUUUUGAAAUUAUUAUAGAGUUCGUUUAGUUGUUCCUCCUUACCCAAUAAUUUUAGAAGGAAACAAAUAUUUCUUUUUAAAAAUAAUUAAUUAUGAAGUGAACUCCUCAUAUUAUUUUUGGAAAUUUUUAAGUUUUUGCUUAUUAUAUUUUACUAUAAUAAUCAAUAGUUAUUAUUUGUUUUAUUAAUUUGGAAUAUAUGGUCAUUUUGGACUAAAAGCCUUAUUUUCAAUAGAAAAAUUCUAUAACGAUAAAAAAAUUAAUAGUUUAACAGGGGAAGUUACAGAAGAUGAAUUGAUUGAAACAAUUUGUUCAACUAUGAGAUAGAUUUAUAGAGGAAUGGAAAAAUCAAGAAGAGAAUUUGAAGAAUCUGAAGAUUCUGAUAUGUUUGGUAAAGGUUGUUUAAGAAUCUGUAAUUUAAUUGAAGUCUAUAUUUUUCGAUUUUUGUUUGUAGGAGUAUUUUGUACUUUAAUUUUGAAACCUAUGUUAAUACUUUUAAUCUCAAGCAUACUAUUUUUUAUUUUUAUAACUUCAUUUAUGUGGGCAGGAUUUGCAGUAAUAAUUAAGUAAAUAUUAUUCAAUAUAAUAGAUGGAUGGUAUGUUUAUUAUUUUUUGAUAUUGAUACAGCAGAAAGACAUGAAUAUAAUGAAAUAGAUUAUAUUCAUUGGUUUAUGCCAUUAUUCAGAGCUUUUCUUGAUAUUAUGAUAGGAAUAGUUGAAAUAAUGGUUUGUUUUAUCUGUUUGUUAAUUUUUCCAAUAUUUGCAAUAUUUACAAUUUUAUUUGGAAUUCUUAGAUUUAUAGUACGAUAUAUUUAUGAUUGCUUUAUGAUGAUUGUAAGGAUUAAAUUAAUAUUUGUAGUUUGUUUAUUGUUGUGGAAGAGUUCCUUAUCGUUCAGGAUGUUUAGCUUGGAGAGUUGGUGGUGAUAAUAUAUAGAAAAAGAUUAUAUAUAAUUAUCAUAAAGUAAAAUUAAUAUUUAAUAUUAGUUAACAAAUGAAGAAUUAAUUCUAUUGACAGCUAGAGAAUUAGAACGAUAUAUUCUUGAAGAAUAUCAAAAUCGCAUUAUAAUAGCUAUAUAAUAACCAGAAAAAUUUAUAAAUAAUAGUUUACAACCAUUUUUCAAUCGAUUUAGUGCACAAUAUUAAUGUAUUGAUUAAAAUUCAAAAUUACUUUUGGAUUAACUGUCUAUAAAAAUUGCAAAAUUAAAAUCACUUCAUCCAGAAUUGGAUUCAGAAACAAAAAAAUACAUUAAAUAUACAGUUAAUGAACUUUAAGAAAUUAAAUUAUUUUUGAUUACAUUUUUAAUUGAAUAAAUCAAUUUAAAAAAUAUGCAUUCUUUUAUUUGGAAACGUACUGGAUUAUAAAUUGGAGAAUAUUAAGGUUUGAUUGAUAUUAUUAUUACUUAAAUUUUUGGUAAUGACGUUAUAAUAAAACCAGAAGAACUAGUUCAAGAGGUCUAAAUUGUAAUUAUUAUUUUUAAUAUUAUCAUUAGAAAGUAGAAAAAGAAAAAGGAAUAGGUGAAUAAAUUGAAAGAGCAAUGCUUGGAUAAGUCAAUUUAAAUUAACCUAAUAAAUUAAUAAUAGAAUAAAAAAAAGAAAUACCUUAAUAAAUAACAAAGAAAGUACAUAAAUAAUUUAUUCCAAUUUCUGAAGUAAAUCAAUCUUUUAAUAUUAGAUAUUUGAUAAAAUAUGGUUGGCCUAAUAAACAAAUUAAGAAUGGAGUUCUUUAAUUAACAAAGAUAUGAGAUUUUUAUUAAAUUACUCUUUGAAAAAUGAAUGA
Molecule: messenger RNA, 3246 nt
Organism: Paramecium pentaurelia
Lineage: Eukaryota; Ciliophora; Oligohymenophorea; Peniculida; Parameciidae
Source: the annotation of a GenBank genome assembly